Molecule: messenger RNA, 7670 nt
Organism: Lymnaea stagnalis (great pond snail)
Lineage: Eukaryota; Metazoa; Mollusca; Gastropoda; Lymnaeidae
Source: the annotation of a GenBank genome assembly
AGCAACUAAGCCGGGAAGCAAAAAUUCAAGAUGGCGGUCACAAUAUGUAAAUUAAAUAUUGAUAUAUUCCAGCAGUUUUAUUAUUGAAAGCAUUUAAUUUAUUAUAAAAAUGCACAAUACAUCAUGGUCAAAAAUACUUAGGGAAAACCUGAAAAAGAAAAAAGGUAAAGAUAUUUUGACUUUUGGACCUAAAACUAACUCGUCGAGUUUUGCAGAAUGAAUAAGAAUAAAUUAAGUUUGUCUUAAUUAAGUGUAAGUCAGUUCAAUAAAUCAUUCACAAGUCUGCACUGUACUCUGUACUGAGUAUGCUGAGUAAUCUAUAUUCUAUUCUAUUACUAUUAAAAUUCAAAACUUUCCCAGGGCCUAGAUUUAGGCUCUAACUCUAACUAAAUCAUUUACGUCUUUUGCUAAUACUAAAAUUAGUGAACUGAAAAAAAAGAUUCAACCAAACUUCCUUUGGAUCAUAUUUCCUUCUAUCAAUUUUCCAACCACGAAAAUUCUUUCAAACAAAUUUCGGGAUACCCAGGAAGAGUGAUGGCUUUAACUUUAAUUCCACCACCCCCAGUGCUAUGUGGUCCUUUUGAGGGGAGACCAAUUUGUUACUGGCCGUUUUGAUAUGACACGAUUAGUAAAGUCCGGUAGAUUUAAGUCCUAUAAGAAUUUACCUAAUUAAAUUUUUUAACAUUGGAACCUGUGGUAAUAUAUUACUAGUGUCACUAGACUAGGUUAAAAUCAUAUUUUAGUUUUAGCAUUGCAAAUUCAAUACUGACAACACACAAUGAACUAUUAUAUUAUAUUAAAUUUUUAUUUGAUUUAAAAAAGAAUGUAUUUCAUUAUUUACAGUACAGCACUAUUAUUUUUAUUAUUCAAAUACUGUCUUUCUGUAACAAAAUACUACCAUUUAUUGAAAUGUUCUACUGGGUAUUAGUAAUUUGCUUGUUUUAAUUUUUUUUUAUUCAGUACCGGUAAUCAAAUCUUCACAGGAAGAAGAACUGGAAAUAUUCACUAACCUUUACAAAAAAUAUAAAGGGAAUGAGGGAGAUCAUCGAAAUGUUCCAACCCUAUAUUCAAAGGUAUGAUAAGUUUAAUUUUCUUAAAGAUAAUAUACAAUUUUUUUAAUGCUCCAAAUUAAUGGAAAUGUUUUUGAUUAUAAUAUUCAUUUUUCAGUUCACUUAUAAAUUUUCGUACAAAGACAAACAUUUAAAAAAUAUAACAAUUUUAAUAACAAUAACAAGACAUCUAAAGUAUUUCUCAGUUGAAAAAUCAGCGGUCAUAUGUCAUGGGACUUCACUCCCUUAGUGACAUUAUUGACUGAUUUGCUUCUCCAUAACUUUGUUAGAGCUCCAUAACUUUGUUAGAGAUUUUCAACUUUUCUACACUUGAAAACCAAACAGUUAAAAUGUGGAGAGUGACAUAAACUUGGCGUUAACAAAAAAAUGAACUACAAAUUUAGAAGCUCGUUAAUGAGUUACAAUUUCAAACAUUGCAUUAAUUGUUAUAUAAGUUAACAUUAAAUUGAAUUAUGUUAUACUAAAAUUAUAAUACUUUCGAUUUAUUUUCUUUCACCCUAUUAUGAAAUGUGAUGUUUUAAAUAAAUGAGAAUCGCUGGAUGUUUGCCUCUAAUUAAUGGGAUCAUGACCGCAUAAAAGGUUGGGAAACUUUUGAGCUUAAUAUAUUUGUUUAAUGGAAUAAAACAAAUGCGCGAUGUGCCUUGCCUUUGUGAAUUUUUAUAGCAUUCAUAAUCUAAUUACAGCUUCCCUCAGAGGAUCAGCCAUUGUUGCUGAAAUUACGAGAGGAGUCAAGGUAAUAUAUUCAAAUUAUUAUUGAAAUAUGUAUUAUAUAAAUUUGUUUAUGUCUCAUCAGCAUACUUUAUUAUGUCUUUUAUUUGGAAGCUUAGUUUUCUUGAAAUUAACCAUUUAGAAAAAUUGAAACGUAUCUUAAAUUGCAAUGGGAUCUGUCUUUCCAUUUUUCAACAGAGCAUUAUUCCUUCAAAGAAGGAGCAGAGAACUUCUUGACAAUGACGAGCUUCAGGUAAAUUAAGAAAACUUUUUAAAAAUGAAAUGAAAAAGCCUGUCAACUAUUAAUUAUAGCUUUUAAUUAACAUUAUGGAUUCACAAAAUUUAUUGUAAUAUUUCUAUCAUUGAUUUUUAAAAAAUUCUUCCUAAUGCAUCUUUAUUUAGAAAUUAUGGUUCCUGUUAGACAAACAUCACACCCAUCCUCUGAAUGUUGAUGAACAGAUGAUAAACUAUGAAGAUUUUCUUAAAGUUCAAGAUGAGGCCGGGCCCAAGUGCAAGUAAGACGAAGUUAAUAUUACUUGGAUAUGUUUUUUUUUUUAAUGUGAGUCAUUCUCUUUGCAUACUCUUUUCUUUCAAAUUUCUAAGAGAAUUGUGGGUGACAUCAUUGAAAGCUAAAUAUAAAAUAUAGAUUUUUAUAGGGAAGCACUUUUUUUAAAGGACUUAAAUAUCUAAAAUUGAUAUAUUGUCAACGAGAUUUUAAACCUAAUGUCUGAAACAUAUUUUGUAUAUUACACAUGUGUUAACUUCUGUUAGUUAAUAUCAAUGUGUAGGGUAGAUAAAUACAGGCCAUGCAGAAAAUUAUUACCUAGGAUCUGGAUAAGUUUUUAAGUUUGUUUCAUGAAUUUCAUAGUCUGUGUUAAAUGGACUUUUUAAAAAAAUGCUUCACAUGAAAAAAUAGGCUGGCAACUAUUUCUAGUUAUGUCUUUCCCUGAUAAUAUGUAUGGAAUUAUUUUUGAUAUCACCAACUUUUUGUUUAUAUUUUUCAGACCAUUUUUUCAAGCAUCAGUAUUUUCCAAAUUGUUACAGAAUGACCCUUAUGGGCGUAUAUCUAUUAUGAAAUUUUUUAACUAUGUCAUGCGAAAAGUCUGGUUACAUCAAACUCGUAUUGGUUUGUCUCUCUAUGAUGUGGCAGGACAGGGUUACCUUAAAGAAUCGGUAAAAAUAUAAUUCUUUUCAAUACCUAUCAAAAUAAUUUUUUUCAGAAAUAUCGAUAAAUUAAUUUUAUAUUUUAAAAUCGUUUAAGACAUACAUUUUUUGAUGGUAUGAUAAAACAUUGAAAACAGAAAUUGUUUUUAUUGCCGAUUUGUCUUAGUUUAAGAUGAUUGCAGUUUUUAUCUUUCUCUUAACAGGAUCUUGAAAACUACAUCCUCGAGUUGAUUCCCACACUACCUCAGGUGAAUACAUGUGGUUAUUUGUCUGUUAUUAACUGUUAAGAUGCCUGUGAUAUUCAUUUUUAAAUUUCUAGAUUAUUUGCAUGAUCUGCUUGCAACUUAUCUGUUCAAAUCUUUUUGUUUUAUCUCAGUAAUUAAAUGGACCGAAGUCAAUGUUUGCUUUCACGGUUUAAUAUUCAGUACAUUUUGGAUAUUUUUAACAAUCUUCUCAAUUUGUAAUAUGUCUUACACACGUAUUAACUUAUUCAACACUUUUAUUAUCUUCAUCAACUUGAGGACAUGAUCAGUCUAUUAACAUUUUUUAACUGUGUUUUUAUCACCCUAUAGUACACACAUAUUGAUUGAAUUAUUAAUUCAUUUUAUUUCUGUUCUAAAGCUCAAUGGAUUAGAAAGAUCAUUUUAUUCCUUCUAUGUAUGUACGGCUGUUCGCAAGUUUUUCUUCUUUCUUGAUCCCUUGAGAAAUGGUCGGAUACGAAUACAAGACAUUCUGGCUUGCAGUUUCUUAGAUGACUUGCUUGAGGUACGUUUUAUUUCGACACUUAUGUUUUAAUGGAAAUGGAAACAAUUUAUCGGUCAUAUUUUUGAGUUAAUUAUAUUAAAGGUGUUACUGUACAAGUUAUUAACAAUUUAUAAUAAGAUGUGUUGCCGUAAAGAUUAAUUAUAUUAAAAGAAUCAAACUAUUCUGUGCAAGGCUUGCUUCUUGUAACAUAACUCACAAAUAGGAAAUUUGAUUUUAUUUGAUGUUAAUUAUAAGACUUUAAUUUUGACUUUAGGGCCAUAACCUUUUAUAAUUUAUAUUGACUGAAACAUGAUACUUUGGGGGAAAUGUUUUUGAUUUAAUGGAUAAAAUCCUUGUCAUAAGGAUCAGUGCUUAUAACAGUUAAAUCUUUUUGGUUAUAGUUUAUAUUGCUUUAUAUUACAGUUGAGAGAUGAAGAACUUUCUAAGGAGAUGCAAGAAUCUAACUGGUUUUCAGCCCCAUCAGCUCUCAGGGUUUAUGGCAAGUACCUGAACCUAGACAAAGACAGAAAUGGUAUGCUCAGUAAAGAGGAGUUAGCCAGGUAAGUGUUAGAACAAGUCUUAAAACCAUUGACACUUAAUAUCCACACCAUGUCGAUCAACGUCUAUAUAACACAGAAACAUGAAAAAUUCAUGAAUAAUCUCCCUCUAGCUGUGGAAACAUGUUUACAUCCUUCCCAAAUGUAUAAAUCCCAACUUUUAAAUGAAAAUAGUUUGUUUAAAGUCGAUUUGUCAAAUUUUGAGUUUUUUUACACUGAUCAAUAGUAAUUUUGUCAAAAAUGGACUUAGAUGACGAAUUUGAUUUAGACGUAAUAAUAGAUAAUUUAUUGGUAAAGUAUCUUAGAUAAAAUAAUUCAUAUUUCUGUAUUUAAAUUAACUACUGAAAUAAAUAUUGUCAGCCAGACAAAGUUAUUGCGUUCACCAACUCAUAAUCAUAACCUUAUGUAUCACUGGACCAGGGGGAAAUUUAAUAUGGAUAGAAUGUUUUUAUGUAUGUGCUAAGUGGAUUUAAAGUGUUGACAUUUACAGCACAGAGGCUUUAAAAAUUACACAUUUUAAUUCUGCCUUUCACAAUGAAACCUUUGUCAGUAAAAGGAGCAUGUUUGACACCAUUGGUGCCUUAAAUAUUAUCACCAUUCACAAAUCAGGUUUCCUUGGUUUUUUUUUACAAAAAAUUCUGAAAACAGUAAAUAAUGGUAUUAAUAACUAAAUAAAAGAAAUAUAAGUGUGUGUUUAAACACAAAAAUUAAUUGGCUUAUAUUUUUUUCCACAGUGUCAAUGUCAUAAUUUGUAACAACUGCUCAAGUUUCACUUCAUUUCACAUUAAUCAUUAAACCUUUUAAUAUUUAGGAAUUUAUUGUUUUAUUUUAGUUGAACAUUACUUCAUUGUUAGAACCGUGUAAAAAUUUCUAAACUAGUACAGUGUUUUUGGUUUAGUUUUGAUUCAAUAUCAUAUAAUAAAUGGUUCUUCUUAAAUACUUUAUACUUAAAUACUUCAUAGGGUAUUAUUUUUUUUUUCUUUUCAAUUUGUACAAAUAGAUAUGGCACUGGCACUUUGACUGAUGUAUUUUUGGAUAGAGUUUUCCAAGAAUGCCUUACUUAUGAAGGAGAAAUGGUAAGCAGACCAUACUUAAACCCAUAAAAGUUAAUUUCUUAAUAGUAUAAUAUCUAAGAAAUGAUGAGAAAAACUUAAUUGAAUUCUUAAAUUCCUUUUUAAGAUGAUUGUCAUGUAUUGUAUUUAGCUAUUUCAGUGGUUCAUAUUUGUGGUUUUUUUAGGAUUACAAAACCUACCUAGACUUUGUGCUUGCCAUGGAGAAUCGUAGAGAACCACAGGCACUAAGAUACCUGUUUAGAAUAGUUGAUGUCCAACAUCAGGGCUAUCUCAAUGUCUUCUCACUAAACUAUUUCUUUAGGGUAAGUGAUACAAUCUUUACCUGGCAAAUUAUUGCAUGGGUAGGUAUUGAGUUGUGUUUUGGAUUGAGUCCUUGCCCUUUUUGGUAAUAAUGAAAAAUGUUUAUUUCCAUUGCCACAAGUAAGUUGUCUUACUUCUCCUAAUAGUGAACAGUACUCCCUCAAUUUGCCAAGAGGAGUCAAUGUCUGUUGAUUUUAGGAUUCAACUUAUACAUUUUUUUAUUUAAACAUGUCAAUAGCUUGCAUUUUAUCCAUAUAAUAUCCAUUUAACUCAUUCCUGAUGGCAGUGCUACUUCCAUACUUAAUUUAUAGUCCUGAGUAGGGGAAGUAACUCAGAUUUGCAAUUGAUUUACAUUUAUAAAAUUAAAAUAUUUUUAAAGCUGCUAAGUAUUAAUUAAUAUUAAUGAAUUAAGGAUAAAUGGUUCCAGAAAUGAAAUAGGUUUAAUUGUAAAAAAACAUAAAAUUAACUGUAAAAAAAAUAAGCAAUGACCAAAUAAUCUGUUCUUGGAACCUCUAUGAACACAUGCUAUGUAAAGAUGUACCAUACUGAAGCACACAUAGAUUGAAAGUGAAACAAAAUAAAAACUUCAGUUUAAAAAUGAAAGAGGUGUAUCGCCACUCUGCCGGGACGCAUUUGGACACAUCCAAUGCAUUUAGUCCCAAUUGCUGGCAAUGAGUUAAUAUAAGAAUUUAAGUUUUUAAUCAAAUUCUUUUCUGAAAUUUUUAAAUGGUCAAAGUGUUUUUUUAAAGUUUGCCACAUUUAUUUAAAUAGUUUUAAGCCCCAGUUUGCUGGAUAUACUUAAACUUAUAUUUGUGGUAUAUAUAAAUAAAUAUUUGAGUGUUCCAUAAAAAUGGUUUCAUUGCAUGUCAUACUUGAAAUUCUUCUUUAUUAUUUGUCAAACCAAAUGAAAGUUUGUUCAUAAGCUUGAUUAACUGCAGUGUUCAGUGAUUAUUUCUUGCAGGCCAUUCAAGAACAGAUGAAAAUUCAUGGACAUGAGCCUAUUCAAUUUCAAGAUGUCAAAGAUGAGAUUUUCGACAUGGUCAAACCCGAAAACCCUCUUAAAAUUACCCUCAAUGAUCUUAUAAACAGGUGAGAUGUGCGAUUUAUUUCUUAUUCUAUGGUACAAAAUUUUUCACAUACUUUCAUAUAUUAGCAUAAAAGUUUCUUCAUUUUGCAAUUACACUGACAAAAGUGUAUCACUUUUGUCUUGUCUAAUUUGUUUCAAUUAUAAUUAAAUUAUUCUGUGGUGCAAGAUGAAAUAGUUGUUGACACAUUUCAUACAAUUAAGACCAUCAAAGUUGACAAAUUUUUCUAUUAAAUAAAUAUGGCACCUCAUAAAUUGAAACAUUUGUCUUUGGAGGAAUUUAUUUACCAGAAAUUUAUUGUUUUUUUGGAAUGAUUAAUAAAGAUGUUAUUAUUAUUAAGAUGAUGGCCAAAUUUAUAUUGACCACUCUUUACCAUCCACUUGCAGUGGUAAAGGUGACACAGUGAUCAGUAUAUUGAUAGACCUCAAUGACUUCUGGACCUAUGAGAGCAGAGAGUACCUGGUCCCUGACUUGUCUGAUGAGGUCUGAGUGAACUGCUGUGUCAAUAUUAACACAGCAGUUAUUUGACAGUCAUCCAUGACUACCAGCCCUCCAAUCAACAAAUGAGUCAUCAUUUUUCUUGAAAAACUGUUGUAACCAAAUAAAGUGAAAAUAUUCACGUGUGUCAUGUAAAUAAUUGAUGCUUAGAUCUUAGUGUUUAUAAUGAGGAUAUGUUGUGAAUAACUACUGAACCAUGGUAUAUUUUAUUUGUUAUGUUUAGACUGGAGUGCUGAAGUUACAUUUAUGUUUCUUGUAUAAUUUGAAAAACUUAAGAAGUUCAUAAUCAUGAAUGUAAGCAGUUGUGCACUUUUGUACACUUGCCAGCAUGUUGCUCAUUUGAUAGGAUAUUUAUUAUGGACUGUGUGACUGGGUUUUGUGUGUCAGUGGACAAAGGAUUACAAAUCUAGAGACCGAUUGCUUGUAUCUGUCUAUGAAUAUAAACACAAUAAAACAAGAGUUUAUCAAAGA